Rubroshorea leprosula is the source of this 1239-nucleotide messenger RNA. The record is from the annotation of a GenBank genome assembly. Lineage: Eukaryota; Viridiplantae; Streptophyta; Magnoliopsida; Malvales; Dipterocarpaceae.
AAAACAUAUAAUUAUUAGAUUUUCAAAUUACGAGACUCAGGUGUACUGCUUCGUAAUAAUUAAAAGGACUAGUUUUGGAGUAUUUAAUGGCAAUAGCCUUUCAAGAAUUACAAGGCUCAUUUCAGAGAUGCUAGCCAUGAGAGUUGCUUUGAUGAUGCUUCUUGCUCUUAUGAUGCUUAAGGAUCACCAAGCAAAUAGUGCAGUACCAGCACAUACACAAAAAUUGAUCCACGAAGCCAAUUCGAAUGGCUCCUAUUUGGGCUUGGUGAUUCCAAACCUUUUUGAAAUGAACCCUCUUCUUCAGCAUCCCAACUACACAUCCUCCAAUUUUACCAUUGAUUUUGCUGGGAGGAGGUUUAGGUUUGGAACCAUUGCCGAGAAAAGAGUCAUAUUAGUCAUGACAGGAUUGAGCAUGAUUAAUGCAGGUAUAACCACCCAGCUCCUACUUGCUCUGUUCAAUAUAGAAGGAGUGGUGCAUUAUGGAAUAGCUGGAAAUGCUAACCCUUCCCUAAACAUUGGAGAUGUCACCAUUCCUCAGUAUUGGGCUCAUACAGCUCUUUGGAAUUGGCAGAGGCAUGGAGAUGGACCUGAAGAUGAGCUAGCCCUUGAAUCAGAUGGGGACUAUACAAGAGACAUUGGGUACCUCAGAUUUGCAAAUUACACGGUGAAUAAGACUGUACGUAAGUCAUCAGACAACCUUCUCAAUAAUGUCUGGUACCAACCAGAGGAAGUUUUCCCCGUAUAUGGAACUCCUGAGAAUAGGGAACAUGCUUUUUGGGUUCCUGUCAAUUCCAGCUACUUCAACAUUUCAAAAUCACUAGAGGGCUUGAAAUUGGAGGGUUGUGUGAAUGCCACAACGUGUCUGUCUGAGACGCCGAAAGUGGUGACUGUCUACAGAGGAACAAGCGGCGGCAUUUACUUAGAUAAUGCUGCUUACCGGAGCUUCUUAUAUGGUCAGUUCAAUGUGAGCCCUGUGGACAUGGAGAGUGCAUCAGUCGCUUUGAUAUGCCUGCAGCAAAACAUACCUUUCAUUGCUAUUAGGGCUCUAUCUGACUUGGCUGGUGGAGGAUCUGCUGAGUCUAAUGAAGCUUCUACUUUCACUUCACUUGCUGCAGAUAAUUCUGUGACAGUAGUUAUAGCAUUUAUCCAGCAAUUAUCAACCAAAUAAGACCAUCUUCGGAAUAGAAGCUAUGAUGAAUGUAACAACAGUAUUUAUUAGAAUAAAGAGGUUCUAUACCA